Molecule: messenger RNA, 5342 nt
Organism: Sebastes umbrosus (honeycomb rockfish)
Lineage: Eukaryota; Metazoa; Chordata; Actinopteri; Perciformes; Sebastidae
Gene: nectin3a
Product: nectin cell adhesion molecule 3a
Exons: 6
Coding region: 223-1872 (549 amino acids)
Biological process (GO): heterophilic cell-cell adhesion; homophilic cell-cell adhesion
Cellular component (GO): adherens junction; apical junction complex
Source: RefSeq, a predicted model, not a curated record
UGUUGUCCUGCAGUAGUGGUACAGCCCACGCGCAGCGGUCGCUAUGGAGAGCAGCUCCCCGGGAGCGCGAGCCAGCCAGAGAGAGCGAGGAGCGAGGAGCGAGGAGGAGGACGGACCAGAGCGAGCCAGAGCGAGCGGACCAGAGCGGAUCAGAGCGAGCCAGAGCGAGCGGACCAGAGCGGACCAGAGCGAGCCAGAGUGCUCAAACAGACAGGAAUCACCAUGGAGAACAGAUCAGCGCUCAGGAGGACUAGCGGACUGCGACUUUUAACGUCACUUCUCACCUUUUACGGACUUACCUCAGGUGUGAGCGGUAACCAGGUGGUUGUUCCUGAGAAAGUGAAUGCCGUGCUGGGGAAGAACAUCACACUGGGCUGCAGAAUAGAGGUGGGCUCCAACCUCACACAGAGCUCCUGGGAACGUCGUCUUCCUUCAGGCACCAUUACCUUGGCAGUGUUCAACCCCGAGUUUGGAACCUCCAUCUCUCCAGACUACGUCAAGCGCGUCUCGUUUGUUUCCCCCUCCGUACGAGACGCUACCAUUACCAUUGAAGGAGCUGGAUUUGCAGAUAUCGGGUCCUACACCUGCAAAGUGGUAACCUUUCCUCUGGGCAAUACACAAGCAUCAACCUAUGUUAAUGUAUUAGUGGAGCCAAAGGUCUAUGUGUCCGCCGGCCCCACAGCUCUGCUGGAUGGUGGGAAUGAGUCACUGGUGGCCACCUGCAUAGCGGAGCGCGGCCGUCCUGCUGCUGAGGUUUUCUGGGAGACGGAGCUGUACGGUCGAAGCGAGAAGCAAAGUCAGGAUGAGCCCAAUGGCACCACCACCGUGCACGUGCGCUACAUGUGGCAACCGCAGAGCUACGCCCAGGGGAAGACGCUCACCUGUGUGGUGCGCCACCCGGCCCUGCAGACAGAGUUCCGCAUACCCUACGUACUAAAUGUUCAGUUUGCUCCGAUGGUAUCGAUAAUGGGAGUUGACAAAAAUUGGUAUGUGGGUCAAGAGAAUGUGAAGUUCACCUGUGGAGCCAAAGCCAACCCACCUGCCCGUCACUUCUCAUGGAUCAGGUUGGAUGGAUUGAUGCCCGACGGUGUUGACAUAUCAAACAAUAGCUUUGCAUUCACUCGUCCGUUGGAGCGCAAUGACUCUGGAGUGUACCGCUGUGAAGUGAUAAACGACGUCGCUCUCCGCAGUCAAGAUGUAAACCUCUGGGUGCAAGAUCCUCCCCCCACCACGGCCGCCCCCAGCACCACCGCAUCCCUGCUCCACGGCACCUCCGGAACCGGCACCGCUGUGGACCAGCGGAGAGCCCAGUUCACCUCCCCGACCCUGGCCUCCUUAACCGACAGCAGCCUGGGUACUAUAGUCGGCGGGGCUGUAGGUGGAGUUUUAUUCCUCCUUCUCUUGCUGAUCCUUGGCGGGGCCUGCUUCAUGCGACAGCGCAGGACCUUCAGAGGAGACUACUACACCAAACAGUACCUGGGACCCUCCGACAUGCAGAAGGAGUCUCAGCUGGACGUGCUGCAGCCGCAUGAGCUGCAGGAGGUCUACGGGGACAAGACGAGCAAAGGCAGCCAGGAGCUGAAACCCAAACUGGGUGGAGACAUCAUUUACCCCGACUACACCCCUGACCACAAGGAUAGGGAUGACUGGGCUGACAGGGGGGAAGCCCACAGGGGCCUCAAGGAGGGAAACUACUACCCAGAUCACUACAACACCCAAAACAUGCACCCCUGCGGGCCUCCUGUGCACAGCCCCAUAGGGAACAACGGCUCCCCCUACCUCCCGGAGGACUGCUACGACAAUGGUACAGACAGCGACUAUGUGUCCCACAUGGACGGAUCUGUGAUCUCACGCAGGGAGUGGUAUGUUUGAGGAGAGGAGCGAAGGAACAAACAGACAAAUUCAACGACUGACUGAGAAUGAUUGAACAGUGACAGAUAUAAAUAUCGUUAAAGGUGUCAUUUCAGUAAAAGGAUGAAUCCAGUUUCUCAGCCUAGUCUCACAAUGAGCUCUUUGAACAAUAAUGCUCUGCCUUGAUUGUAACCACUGACCUUAAGGACGUGUAUGUGGAUUGUAUUACACUUCUGUAGCAUUUCAAGGAGCUACAAAUAAGCUGGAACGCCUCGGUGAUAUUAUCUUAAGAGGCUUUGGCAUACAGUGAAGUUUCAACUGUUGUGAAUGAGGUUUUGUAUUCUGCUUGUUUGUGUUUGCACCUGUCUUUAGCGCAGGUCACAGGUCACAGGUCACAGGUCGGGUGUUCAGACCCUUGUUAGUGAAGUAUUUAUAUCCCCGACAGACUGAGCUCUGCUUCCCUAAAACCUCACAACUUCUGUGGCAUUUUCAAAGUGGUCUUUUGAUUGCUUACAGCGUUUUCAUACUGUUGAAAUGUUUAUCAUGGCUUCAACCAGUAUUUAAAGCAAAUUAUAUUGCAUGAGUUUUUUAAAAGCAAACGGUAUCAUCAAGUUAAAGGGAAUGUUUGUUAGUCACAUGAUUAAAAGGGAGAAUUACACAGGCAUUGUUCUGAGGGAGAAGCAAACUGACUGACGCUAGUAUAUUACAAAGAAUAACCCUUUUAAACCUCGCGUUAAGUUCUUCAGUGGCUUUUGUGAAGUCACGGUAUCUUCUGUAAAUUAUUCAUGAAAUGGCGAGCCUGUCACCUGACAGAGAGAGAGGUCACUCCCUGUGGAAGCUUCAGUUCAGCUAAUUUAUUUUACAGAUGUCUCUGUUCUUAAGUUGUAGUAUUUAAGAUUUCAGUCCUGGUUGAUUAGGCGACACCUGUGGUUUAAUACUGCAGCAAACACUCUUUGAGCAGCUACUUCACAAGAGGAGCAUCUGGGGAAUCUUGUACAAAAUUAAGAAAAAUGGUCCGCUGACAAAAAAAAAGUAGAAAUUUACACUUGUCUUGUUUUGUAGGCGCCUUUUUGAUGAACGAUCCUGGUAAACGCUAGCUGCAGUGACAAAUACUUUCCAUUUCCUGUGGGUGCUUCACAAUAAAAGCCGCCCUGCGCUGGAUUACAUGCAUGCAUUGUUUCCUCUGAAUCCCUCUAAAACCAUAUAGAGAGAAUUACUGCAACAUAAAUGGUGCUAAAAUUGAGUUUAAUUUCAUGAAAAGCUUAAGAAUUCUAACUUUAACCAAAUACCUUAUUAUUAUUGUUGAAAUGUGUUAAUCCAGUCACUUUCUAGCAGUGAAAAAGCACAACUCCGUUAUUACAGUUGUCAGUGAAGUUCAAAGGAAGCCUCCCAGGCUUCGGCCCUCUCCACUUAGCCAUGAUAACAGGCUGCAUCGCUGUCUUUCCCAUUCUCCCUCCUCUAUAUCCUCUGAUUUCUGUCUGCACACAAACACCAAUUGGUCAUUAUAGUUUUUAUUUUAAACGUGGGAUCAAAGCAAUGAGUUAUAAAUACCAGAUGUGACUAUCACAGCUGUCAUCAUCUGACGUUAUGUGGCUCCAUAAACCACCAACAGUUUCACUGCUCCCACUCGACGCUCCGCGGCCGUUCCUAACGGUGAAUAAGCAAAGCAGAGUGCAGAAAAAGGAGCACAACCUAAGCAUAAACUGAUCCUUCAGCUUUAGUUUGGAUGUGUUUGAAGUAGGAUCGCGCGAAUACCUCACAGCAGAGUUGGAAACAUUGUGUGCGGCUGACAUCACUACUGAUCACAGAACAGGCUAUAAUGUUGGGGUUUGGCUCCUCGGCAGCUCCUCUGAGGAUAUACAGCGAUCAUGGAAACUAGAAAUUGAAUCCACGACUGAAAAAAGUUGCUUUAAGAACCAUCUAGGUUGGAGCUGUCUGUGUAAUGCCUCCCAAAGGGAUAUAGAUUCUUUUUUUCUUUUCCUACAAACAACAAACCCAGUGACGUUCAGUUGAAACAAAAGAGUUGACAUCAUGAAUGAUCUCAUAGCUUGAUUUGACCUUCCACUUUUCCACUUAGUGCUUUGCUGUGUCCUCAGGAAUGAUACUCGGAUCAAAGUGGCCUCACAUGAAAGGGAAAACAGAACCCUUUUUGGAAAGAUCUCCGUUUUAGAAGAAGGAACCAUAUAUGUGUAUUACAGUCAGGUCGGGGGGGGGAGGUAUAUUUUGAGGUCUCCUUUCUUAUUGGGGUUUUAUAGAUUGUGGGUGCUCUUUUUUUGAUUUGAACCCUUCUCCACCCACGUGUUCCCAUGCCAGGGCUUUGGUGGAAAGGUUCAGAUGUCUGAGAAUAAACUACUUUAAUCUCGCUCUCACUCUCAUCGUCGCACACACGCACCCAUCCGCUGCACAUCUGCCCCUGCAGCCCACAUUCAGAGAGCAGCCCUCGCCUCAGACCUUCAGCUUUUUAAUUAACUUUUCUUUUUUUUUAUCUCUCAUCGCACUUGGCCACUAAAGUGCUCAUAUAUAGCACAUCCGUGUCUGCAUGCACACAUUCUUAUACAUAUUGCUGAUUCAUAGCUGUCAACUUGUUUCUCAUUUGGUAAAGGCGCUCCACACAAACUGCUGUCUCUGCUCUAAACAUGAUCCUUCAGUCUGUGUUCCUCUCUGAAGACUGUCUGACUAAAGCAGAGUGAGCUGAAGUCAUGAAUGUUUUUGUAAAGUUCUUUCUCCUUUUGGAUCGCUCACCAACUGGUUGCAUGUAAAUUAAGUUAUUCGCUACCUACUACGUUCAUUAUUUCUCAUCACCAAUGUUUAUCUACAUGUACAUAAUGCUAAUAGGUUAGCGUAGGAUUAGCGGUUUGAUUUAUAUGCUCGUGUACAGUUUGUUCUGGACUCCCCUACUGAAUAGUUGGUGCCUUAGACGGGCUGAGCAAUGCACAGAAACUUUGAAAAAUGACAAGCAUUAAUAUAAAGGAUAUUAAUAUCAUUAAAGAGGAGGACUGCCUGGUCCGUUAAUAUGUCUUCCGUCUUGAUAUUUAAGAUUUGCUGUUAUCAAAACAUCAGAAUAGACAUAAGGAUGAUUGUCAUGCCUUAUACACUUGGAAAGGACACAUGUAACACGUUAGUUACUCAGACAACUAGAGCAAGUUUCACUGGGAAUUUAGGAAAGCCAGAUUCAUAGAAGAUAUUAUUGUCCUGUAAAUAUGCUGGCUGUUUUUUUUAUUAUUAUUGAAAAAAAAAAUUGUAUUUUUUGUAUGAGGUCUGUACUUCUCAGAGUAUUAGUUUAUCUUACGUGCGUUCGAGGAGCUCAUGAUAACGUAGAGGGCAAGUCUGUUUUCACUGCAUUUUAUAUUUGUUCUCCAGAGUUUCUGACCAAUUCUUUAGUAUGUUGUUGUUUGAAUGAUUGAUGUCUCACAGGAAUCACAGAUGAGAGAGCGAUAGAUUGUAUUUUGUUCCUUUGUUUGCAAUAAAAGGCCAUCAUUGUUGCACUCAAA